UACAACAAGGCCUGCAAAAAGGGCUACAUAUUUUAAGAAAAGUACAAUGUAAUAACAUAGUGGGAAAACCCGAAAACGACGGCGUUUAGAGUGUUUACCUAUCUCCCCUUCAAUGGAGGGUUUUGCGAAGGCUUAACUCCAAACUGUAAGCGACCAAAAGCUCCUGAACUGAACUCACCAACAUGAGAAAACUGUGGAGUUCGCUCUCUCUCCUCGCUCGUCGCAGACCAACUUCCUCAUUCUCCAAAUCGUACGCUUCCGAUGCACCCUUCAGCCGCUGCACCAAAACCCACGGGUUUCUCAUCCGACCCAACAAGUUCGUGACCACCCCAUUUCGAAACAUGGACACCCUCGUCCCGAAACCCUCUCCGAUCCCCUCAAGGCAACGCAAAAUCAUGGAAAAAUCGCAGCUUGAGGAGGCUUUCGAGUCCGCAGAAACCACCGAGGAAAUGCUCAAGGCGUUCCGUUACAUGGAGGGGGUUUUCGACGAGCGAGAGCUCGGUUUGGCUUCCCUGAAAAUUGGCCUCAAAUUGGACCACGAAGGUGAGGAUCCCGAGAAAGCUCUUUCCUUUGCUAACAGGGCUUUGAAAGCCUUGGACAAAGAUAACACCCCUUGUUUGCCUGUUGCCAUGUGUUUGCAGUUGUUGGGGUCUGUUAGUUAUAGCUUGAAAAGGUUCAAUGAUAGUUUAGGGUACCUUAAUAGGGCCAAUAGGGUGUUGGGUAGGUUGGAGGGUGAGGGUGGGGUUAGUGUUGAUGAUGUUAGGGCUGUGUUGCAUGCUGUGCAGCUUGAAUUGGCCAAUGUGAAGAAUGCCAUGGGGAGGAGGGAGGAGGCUCUUGAGAAUCUUAGGAAGUGUUUGGAGAUUAAGGAGAUGACUUUUGAGGAGGAUAGUGGGGAGUUAGGUAAGGCCAACCGUGACUUGGCUGAGGCUUAUGUUGCGGUUUUGAACUUUAAGGAGGCUUUGCCGUAUUGUUUGAAGGCGUUGGAGAUUCAUACAAAGGGGUUGGGGCAGAAUUCAGUGGAGGUUGCACACGAUAGGAAGCUUCUUGGGAUUGUGUAUAGUGGGCUGGAGGAGCAUGAGAAGGCCCUGGAGCAGAAUGUUUUGGCGCAGAGGAUUUUGAAGAAUUGGAAUCUUAACGCUGAUUUGUUGCGUGCUGAGGUUGACGCUGCGAAUAUGAUGAUUGCUCUGGGGAGGUAUGAUGAGGCUGUUGGUACUUUGACGGGGGUUGUGCAGCAGACGGAGAAGGACAGUGAGACUCGAGCUCUUGUGCUCAUAUCGAUGGCGAAAGCGCUGUGUAAUCAGGAAAAGUUUGCGGAAUGCAAAAGGUGUUUGGAGGUUUCUCUUGGGAUUCUUGACAGAAGAGAAAGGAUUUCACCUGUGGAAGUCGCUGAGGCUUACUCGGAGAUAUCAAUGCAAUAUGAAACCAUGAACGAGUUUGAAACUGCAAUUUCAUUGCUGAAGAGGACACUAGCUUUGCUUGAGAAGGAGCCACAAGAGCAGCACUCGGAGGGAAGUGUCUCUGCGAGAAUAGGUUGGUUACUAUUGUUGACAGGUAAGGUGCAGCAGGCUAUUCCUUAUUUGGAAAGUGCUGCUGAAAGAUUGAAAGAUAGCUUUGGUCCCAAGCAUUUUGGAGUGGGUUACAUAUACAACAAUUUGGGGGCAGCAUAUUUAGAGUUGGAUAGACCCCAGUCAGCAGCGCAAAUGUUUGCAGUAGCAAAGGAUAUCAUGGAUGUAGCUCUUGGUCCUCAUCAUGCAGAUACAAUUGAAGCAUGUCAGAACCUUUCAAAGGCUUAUGGCGAGAUGGGAAGCUAUGUCCUUGCAAUUGAAUUUCAACAGCAAGUUAUUGAUGCUUGGGAAAGCCAUGGAGCAAGUGCAGAAGAUGAACUUAGAGAAGCCCAGCGACUUCUUGAAGAAUUAAAGAAAAAAGCGCGUGGUGCGUCUGCAAAUGAGUUUCCUAUGAAGGCUUUGCCCUUACCGCAUACACCUGCAACAUCCAGGGACUCCCAACAGCACGUGCAAUUACAUAAAGAGGAGUGUUAGUAACACACUUCUACUAAUACAUUAUCUUUAAUUGAUUAAAACUUAUUGAAAACUAUAAAUUCAAUGAGAGUUUCAUUAAAUAGGAUGUAGAAUCCACACUUUUUUGUGAUUUUCAAUAUAUUCCAACCAAUAAUAAAGGUUGUGUUUAAAAGAGUGUCUUAGAAUAUAUUCCUAGUUUUGCACACUUUCCCUUUCACACUGCCAUUGCAUAUGGUAAGAAUGUCUAUGAAAUUGGUAAUAGGUUGCCAGUUUUGAGGUUUCCCUACAGAUUUAUGUGGGCAAUUACUGAAAUUAGGUAGUAGUUAGACUUAAUUCCCACCCAUAUGUUUUAUAUUUGUCAUUAUACUAUUCAGAUUUUUUUUUCUCUUUUAAAUUUUAAAUCAGUACUAGUAUCUUGUCAUUAUUCAAUUAUACGGAAUUUCCUUCAAAUAAUGUAGUUCUUUCCCUUUUUGUUUC
Messenger RNA from Cajanus cajan (pigeon pea), 2495 nucleotides. Its product is annotated as Tetratricopeptide repeat (TPR)-like superfamily protein. Gene Ontology annotation, molecular function: protein binding. The record is from RefSeq and is a predicted model, not a curated record. NCBI's taxonomy places the organism in Eukaryota, Viridiplantae, Streptophyta, Magnoliopsida, Fabales, Fabaceae.